This is a messenger RNA of Somion occarium, 1344 nucleotides long. Lineage: Eukaryota; Fungi; Basidiomycota; Agaricomycetes; Polyporales; Cerrenaceae. The record is from the annotation of a GenBank genome assembly.
CGCCGACUGCCUGGGGUGGCUGAUAUUCACUAUGAUGAGGUCUACAGUGGGAUAUGCAAUUGAUAACUGCCCCAUUGCUGCUCCAAGCCGUCGCUCACAGCUUACGGCUUUCCCAUGUUCUCCGACUUUAUUGAACGGUUAUCUUUUACCAUGAAGCUCAUUUCCAGAUAUUCAAUUCCCGUGCUCGCUGAAGAGAAGACUGCCUUCAAUCUGAAGGUAUCAUUAGCUGCUGUAUCGGUAACAUGUGUUUGCUACGGAAUGCAAUUCGUCCUAUGUAUCAUUUGUCUACGACGUCUUUGGAUUCAUACGCCUCGAACACCCUUCGUCCGUUUCUUAUUCUGCUAUACACUCUUCCUCGGAAUAGUGAAUACUGUCUGGAUGGUCACUGCACCAUCCAGUCUUCAACUCUAUGCAAUCGAGUGGUUGCAGGACUGUCGGCCCGUGUCAGGCGUGAUACCGCCCGACUCUUGCCCGUCGGAGUUGCUCAACUCUUACAAGAUGGACACCUGGCUCGUCGACACGACAUCUGUCGUGUCAUACGUUGCAUGUACAUUGAGCGCUGACGCCUUGUUGCUCUGGCGUUGCAGACAGAUUUGGAUAUCCACAAUGUCUCCUUACGCAAAUUCCAUCUUGAUUGUACCCUGUUUGCUGCUCCUGGGCUCCACAGCAUCCAGCGUAUACUUCUUUCCUGAAGCAUUUCAACUGCUGAACUAUAUCUACCUAGCCAUAUCUCUGUCGCUCAACAUUCUCUUGACCUGGCUUAUAAUAGGCCGACUCACCUUCUGCAAGCGAAGAGUGCGAAAGGUAUUUGGAGAUGCAAAAGUCAAGCACUACUCCUUCGUCUCUGCGAUGUUCAUCGAGUCCGCUGCUUCCAAUGCCAUCGUAUCCGUUCUGAUGAUCGCAACAGCAGCGGCAAACAAUGCACUGUUCCAGAUUUGUUAUGCUCUCAGUCCAACAGUUCAGGGGCGUAUAUCUUACAUCGUAUAUGUCUGUCUUAGCUCACGCGUUAUGUUUCUACAGGCCUGCGCUAACUAUUUUAUUAUAUAUCGUGGAUUGAGGGGCAUUCAGGCAAGUUGGGGCGAUUCUUCGCUCUCUGAGCAGAUGACGUCUAUCGAAUUUGCUCGUCCAAACAAUUCAAACAUGGAGUCAUCCCCUGACUUGAAAAGGUCUAUCUCUGCUCCUCCCAGCUUUCAUACCGCGCAGGAUAUUCUGGUUGCAGAAUCCAACAACCCCGAUGAGAGAAAUAGUGGAGACAAGUGUGACACAGUUGCACCAAAUGUCAUUCCAGUUUGAAGAAAAAUACAUUGGGAUAUUGGCCAAAGGAAAUAUAAGCAUCCAUCGGAA